AUGGGCGGCGCUCUUUCAAAGCCGGAUCCCGCCGCGACCCUGCAGGUCGUAGGUGCAGGGUACUCCAGGACAGGAACGAGUUCCUUGCAGCUCGCAUUGGCAAAGCUCGUUGACGGUCCAAUCUACCAUGGUGGCACGCAGAUCUGGAUGAGUGGAGAUGACGCUCGCGUCAAGUUAUGGGGACUGGCCUGUGAUGCCAAAUUUGUCGAUCACGACAGACAACGCACUCUGAAACUCGUCAAGGAAGCGACCAAGGGCUUUUCCGGCCUGGUCGACAUUCCCUGUAUCUUUUUCGUCUCGGAGCUUGUCGAGUUGUACCCAGAGGCCAAGUUUGUCCUCAACACACGAGACCCCGAAAAGUGGUGGGAGAGUUUCGGCAACCUGCUAGGCCAUGUCCCGGGAUACUUUACGAUUCUGACGGCCCCGAGUCCGGGUAUCCGAUGGAUUCCCAAGAUUCUGCGGGCUUUCCAGAUUCAGGCCGAUGAGCUCCUACGUGACUCUGGACGCAAGCCUGGAGAAUAUGGGCCUGAACUGCUCGUGACCUUUCAAGAAUCUGUGAUCCGAGAGGUGCCACAGGAUAGACUGUUGAUCAUGGACGUCAAGGAAGGUUGGGCACCAUUGGUCAAAUUCCUUGGAAAGUCGGCUCCGGCCGAAGAGUUCCCACGUGUCAACGAAAGCCAGGCUCUUGACAAACAGGCGAAAUAUUUGUUCACCAAGCUUGCUGGCACAUGGUUCGGAAUCCUUGCUCUUCUCGGUGGUAGCGCUUAUUUCACUGCGAGAUGGUGGAAGAUGUCUCGUUGA
This is a messenger RNA of Pestalotiopsis fici W106-1, 801 nucleotides long. RefSeq lists its product as uncharacterized. The record is from RefSeq and is a predicted model, not a curated record. The coding region runs from base 1 to 801 and encodes 266 amino acids. Lineage: Eukaryota; Fungi; Ascomycota; Sordariomycetes; Amphisphaeriales; Sporocadaceae. The transcript has 3 exons.